Molecule: messenger RNA, 411 nt
Organism: Pyricularia oryzae 70-15
Lineage: Eukaryota; Fungi; Ascomycota; Sordariomycetes; Magnaporthales; Pyriculariaceae
Exons: 3
Coding region: 1-411 (136 amino acids)
Source: RefSeq, a predicted model, not a curated record
AUGUAUCACAAGGUCACUAAAGCUCCUGCGUGCAUGCGAAAAGACGUGACUACCCUGACCGUUGCUGUUAAAAGUUUUGGUGGCUUGAUUUUCACUUGGAGUCUGGGCUUUUGUGCUCGUCGGCGCAGCGACUCGCCGGUUGAAUGUCUGCAUUUGGCGCGACAGACGACGCUCAAGAAACCACCACCCAACCGGUCCGCAGAUGUCAUGUCAAAAUGCCCAGCAUCAGUCCCUCUUGCUUACUGCGCCUACCUACCAUUCGGGCCUCCAGCUCUCCCAGUGGGCUCCGCCACCAUCUCGUACGGCUUUGGGAACUCGCAAGGGGGCACCUCGCUGGGAAUUUGCAGGUCACGCAGGCGGAAUCUCUCGCUGCACUUUAGGCGCUACGUAUGGCGACAGGGGUAUCAAUGA